This is a messenger RNA of Eruca vesicaria subsp. sativa (arugula), 1306 nucleotides long. NCBI's taxonomy places the organism in Eukaryota, Viridiplantae, Streptophyta, Magnoliopsida, Brassicales, Brassicaceae. The record is from the annotation of a GenBank genome assembly.
ACCAUGAUCUUUACAUCUCCUAUGUCCUGUCCUCCACUCUGUGUCGGAAAAAUUAUUUAAAUUUAAAUUAAAAAAAAAAAGUAAAACCCUAGUUGUCUCCGUAGCUUUAGAAAGUCGUGAGAAUCUAAAUCUCGAAUUUUGUUCUGUCCUUUUGUUAUCUCGAGAGAAUCGAAUUAUGUACAAGGAGCGGAGUGGAGGAGGUGGAGGCGGGUCAUCGAGAUCGGAGAUGGUCGGCGGAGCAAUUGAUCGGAAACGAAUCAACGACGCACUCAACAAGAGACUUGAGAAGUCUUCAACAUCAACAUCUAAAGGUUUCACUUCUAAAGACAAACAUCAACAGCUUCCAGAUGUGGAAUCUGAGACAGAUAGUGAAGAAGGUUCAGAUGUGAGUGGAUCAGAAGGUGAAGAUGAUGAUGACACGUCGUGGAUCUCGUGGUUUUGUAGUUUGAGAGGGAAUGAUUUCUUCUGUGAAGUAGAUGAAGAUUAUAUACAAGAUGAUUUUAAUCUUUGUGGGUUGAGUGGUCAAGUUCCUUAUUAUGAGUAUGCGCUUGAUCUCAUUCUAGAUGUCGAAUCUUCAAACAGUGAGAUGUUUACUGAAGAACAGAAUGAACUUGUGGAAUCAGCUGCUGAGAUGUUGUAUGGUCUUAUUCAUGUUCGUUACAUUUUGACUACUAAAGGACUUGCUGCAAUGAGUGAGAAGUACAAGAAGUGUGAUUUCGGGAGAUGUCCGAGAGUUUUUUGUUGCGGACAGUCUUGUCUACCUGUUGGACAAUCUGACAUCCCGAGAUCGAGUACUGUGAAGAUAUACUGCCCAAAAUGUCAAGACAUAUCUUACCCGCGAUCUAAAUUCCAAGAUAUUGAUGGAGCAUACUUUGGAACCACAUUCCCUCACUUGUUCUUGAUGACAAACGGGAACUUAAAGCCUCAAAAGCCGACUCAGAGUUAUGUCCCGAGAAUCUUUGGCUUUAAGGUACACAAGCCAUGAUACAAGUGCCUCUGCAUUCUCAAUGAUGUUACAUCGCGUCUGGAAACGAUUUGAGUGGAGCAUAUAGUCAAUCAUUGGGUAAAGCAUGAUUCGAGCUUAAAUUUUUUGUAACAUUGGAAUCUUGAAAGAAUCCCAUGAAGUCCUAAAUGCAACAGCCUGACUCGUAGACAAGCUAUAUAUAUCUUGUCUAAGAAAUUUGUUUCCCUUGGAUGUUUUUUGUUUUUCAUGUUCUUUGUCUAGAAAUUGCAAUAUUUUUCCACAGCGUAUUUAUUUUAUUUAUCUAAAAAACCCUAAGAUAUAAACUACGUUACCUAGUUAAUC